Messenger RNA from Rotaria sp. Silwood1, 480 nucleotides. The record is from the annotation of a GenBank genome assembly. NCBI's taxonomy places the organism in Eukaryota, Metazoa, Rotifera, Eurotatoria, Philodinida, Philodinidae.
AUGCACGCCGAUAAAUGGAAUCCGAAUACUCAUUUGGCUGACAUAGUCAGAGCUAUUGUUGACGCUAUUGAUCAUCCUAAUACCGAUUAUGCAAUGAAUCAAGACAUACUUAAAGAGUAUAUGGAAAAUAGGACUGAAUACGAGCGUAAGGCAAGAGAAAUGAAGACACUUACAACCUAUGAAGAUUGGCCUAAAGCAAUAGUAACAAAACAAACGUAUAGCGAAUGUGCAUUCAUUCUUCGUGGCACAGAUAGAGGAAGACCAGCAUGGCAUUGUAUUCUUGUUCCUGCUAGCCAAAUUGCUGAUCUAAAUGCUCAUCCACAAAAUACAACGGCCGAUAUCACAAAAUUUGGUAGUAUAAUUCAAUAUCUUAAUAAUCGAGAUCAAAUUAUACUGACAUCUGGAUGGGGAAUAGAUCCACCCAGAAUGAUUCAAGAAUGGAUAGAAGAACAUUAUAGUAAGAAAAGGCCAAUUUUUUAA